GAAAGAGGUCGGUGGUUGUUCAACAGUUGUCCGUCAACAAGCCGGAAGAGCCAGCGGCUGCGAGCAGAUACUCACAUCUUCCAUGAUGCAGGUCCGUUAUGUGAGUCCGUCGACGCUGAUCUUUAUCUCGGCCACAAACGCGCCGCUUCUGCGUCGAGCGUCGAUGCUGUCAACAUUUCCAACGCUGCUCUUCAAUACGGAACCAGGCUGGGCUGACGAUUUAUUUCCUCUUUUGCCUCGGAGUGCGAGCGAGCGAGCGAGAGAGAGAGAGAGAAAAGUUCGAUGAUAAAAGUUUGGUUUCCGGUGCAGCUCUUGAAUAGAGUCGAGGAGGAGCCUGAUCCGGACACGGACCGAGAUGCGGAGCCUGUGAGGCGGCAGUGACUGGGCAUCGCCACACUUGGAAGAGUGGGAAGGUUUGGAGUCUUGAAUCGGUGGACGAACACAUAGAUGGACACAGUGUAGAUGGGCGGGUUGGGUGUGUUUGUUAACUGGUGUGGAAUGAUAACAAUGGAUGGCUGAAUUCUCAAACGGGCCGUCUGUGGUUUAUGGAUGGAUGAAUACAGUCGCAAUGGAUGAGAGGAUCUUCACAAAAAAACAUUUUUUUUAAAACAAGUUAUAUUCAAACUGAAAGUGUGUUGAACAUAUUAUUCACUUUCAAAUGCGGGACGCAAUAUAUAUAUACCAGAAAAAAAGUGUAACAAUUUCCCUAUUACUGAGGACACUUGUCACUCAACAAGAUCAUAAAUACAUUUAAAGCAGAUUUUCAACCGAAUUAUCAAGGACAGCGGAUAUUUCACACGCGGAACUAUAGUUUGUUCUCACGUUGCUACACGGAUCCAAUGAAAGUGACGGACAGGUGAAGAUGUUUAUUUUCCUCAGUGGUGAUCGUGUCAUUUCAUACGACCAGUUUUAAAGUUACAUUUGAGGAAUAAAUCGCUAUGAAGGUGGACUGUAAUGAAAACUGGAGUGAUGGCGGAAGCUGCUGAGGAGGAGGCGGCGGUGUUGUCGGCCAUCUACUGUGGGGCAGGAGAGUUCCAGCUGCUUCCGCUGCCCGCCCAGGAAGGGCUGAUGGUCCAGAUCCAGAGCGCAGUGGGAGGAGAGACCGGGCCCAUCCUGACCACAUCCUUCCAUUUGCACCCUCUCUACCCCACUGAACCCCCCAGGAUUUCAGUGUCUUCCCCUUCUCUAUCCAGAGGUCAAUGUCUGGCCAUCAGACAAAAGCUGGUGGAGCAGGCCCGGGUGCUGGUACCGGAGCCCAUGGUCCACCAGCUGGUGCAGUACCUGCAAUGUGUAGACCUCAGUGAGGUCCUCAGAAGGAACGAGGAGGGAGAAGUCGGGCCGUCCCGGAGUGCUGAAGAGGAGCAGAGGUGGGCCGCAGUCCUGAUGUUGGACCACAUCCGCUCACUGAAGCGUUACGUGAGGCUGCUGGAGCGCUGGACGCAGCAGCUGCAGCUGACCGUGCGGCUCCUGCAGGGCCCCAGAAUUCUGCUGCUGUUGCUGGGCUCCAGGACCUCGGUGAAGGAGUUCCAGCACCUCCUGAAGACCUCCAAGGUGGACGUGGAUUCAGCUGGCAAGAAGUGUAAAGAGAGAAUGAUGACGGUCCUGAUCGAGAGACGGUGCAGCUGGACGCAUGGGUCAAGUCCCUCCAGCUUUGAGGAGAGACGCUACCAAAGUAAAGCGCAGGCGUCGCAGAUCUUCCAGGAACUGCAGCUGGAUCAAGUGUACCAACAGAUUGAGGACGUCCUCUGUGACUGAGCCUGGACAUCGUCAUAUGUCACAUGACUCCUUCAUGUCACAGAAGCAGUGCGUUUGAGUGACAGAAUUAAUAUAUUUUUACAUGUAUACAUGGAAUUUUUGUGUUUACAAUAUGCCCAUUUCUGUGCCAUUUUAGUAAACAACUUAAACAAGAAUAGUCUGGUCUGAUUCUGCUUUUGCUU
Synchiropus splendidus (mandarinfish) is the source of this 1937-nucleotide messenger RNA. RefSeq names its product RWD domain containing 3 (gene rwdd3). Lineage: Eukaryota; Metazoa; Chordata; Actinopteri; Syngnathiformes; Callionymidae. Gene Ontology annotation, biological process: positive regulation of protein sumoylation; positive regulation of hypoxia-inducible factor-1alpha signaling pathway. The record is from RefSeq and is a predicted model, not a curated record. The transcript is spliced from 5 exons. Gene Ontology annotation, molecular function: protein binding. The coding region runs from base 955 to 1755 and encodes 266 amino acids.